AUGGCGCGAAGUCGCCAGAAUCGCUUGGAAACGUUGUUCAAGGCCACGCGCUGGGCGCAAGCUGAAAAGGCGCCUCUGGCGUCCAGGUUGCUCGGGUUGCCAGCAGUUGCCAUGAUGUCUGCAGCUGGCCCGCCGUUUUCAAAGGAGGGGCCAAUGGAGGCUGCUGCCACAAAGCCGCCUGCAAGUGACAGCAGCGAUCAGGAUGGUGACAAUCUCUUCGAAGGGCUUUUUUCCAAAGACUUGGACGACCCCGACGAGGCGAAGUGUAGUAGUCUCUUCGUUUUAGGGUUUAGGGUUUAG
Messenger RNA from Symbiodinium sp. CCMP2456, 300 nucleotides. The record is from the annotation of a GenBank genome assembly. NCBI's taxonomy places the organism in Eukaryota, Dinophyceae, Suessiales, Symbiodiniaceae.